CUCGGGUUCAGGCUUCACGAGAGGCCGCUCUGCCCCACCUCUCGUUGGUUCCGGAGGUCGCUGAGGCUGUGGGAAAUGCUGGCGCGCGCGGCGCGGGGCACUGGAGCCCUUUUGCUGAGGGGCUCGGUGCAGGCUUCUGGCCGCGUUCCGCGCCGCGCCUCCUCUGGACUGCCCCGAAACACGGUGAUCCUGUUUGUGCCUCAGCAGGAGGCCUGGGUGGUGGAGCGAAUGGGCCGAUUCCACCGGAUCCUGGAACCGGGCCUGAACGUCCUGAUCCCCGUGUUAGACCGAAUCCGGUAUGUGCAGAGUCUCAAGGAAAUUGUUAUCAACGUGCCUGAGCAGUCAGCUGUAACUCUUGACAAUGUAACGCUACAAAUAGAUGGAGUCCUUUAUCUGCGCAUCAUGGAUCCUUACAAGGCAAGUUACGGUGUGGAAGACCCAGAGUAUGCUGUCACCCAGUUAGCUCAGACGACUAUGAGAUCAGAGCUUGGCAAACUCUCUCUGGACAAAGUUUUUCGGGAGCGUGAGUCCCUGAAUGCCAACAUUGUGGAUGCCAUCAACCAGGCUGCCGACUGCUGGGGUAUCCGAUGCCUGCGAUACGAGAUCAAGGACAUCCAUGUGCCACCGCGAGUGAAAGAGUCUAUGCAGAUGCAGGUAGAGGCAGAGCGCCGGAAGCGGGCCACAGUUCUAGAGUCUGAAGGGACUCGAGAGUCAGCUAUUAAUGUGGCAGAAGGGAAGAAACAGGCCCAGAUUCUGGCCUCCGAAGCAGAAAAGGCUGAACAGAUAAAUCAGGCGGCAGGAGAAGCCAGUGCAGUUCUGGCCAAGGCCAAGGCUAAAGCCGAAGCGAUUCGAAUUCUGGCUGGGGCUCUGACUCAACAUAAUGGAGACGCAGCAGCUUCGCUCACUGUGGCUGAGCAGUAUGUCAGCGCAUUCUCCAAACUGGCCAAGGAUUCCAACACAGUGCUACUGCCCUCCAAUCCCAGUGACGUCACGAGUAUGGUGGCUCAGGCCAUGGGUGUCUAUGGGGCUCUCACCAAAGCCCCAGUGCCCGGAGCCCAGAACUCCAGCCAGAGCAGAAGAGAUGUCCAGGCUACAGACACGAGUAUUGAAGAACUGGGUAGAGUCAAGCUCAGUUAGUAGAGAUGACUCGGCCAGGGAGUCUAGGGGCCGGGAGCUGCUCUCAAAAGAUUCUGGUUCCAGCCUCCCAGCCAAAUUUUAGUUUUUAUUUUUUUAUUUGAACUUAAUAAUCAUGUAAUAAACUGACCAGUGGCAAAUGGGA
Molecule: messenger RNA, 1279 nt
Organism: Mus caroli (Ryukyu mouse)
Lineage: Eukaryota; Metazoa; Chordata; Mammalia; Rodentia; Muridae
Gene: Stoml2
Product: stomatin like 2
Biological process (GO): mitochondrion organization
Cellular component (GO): mitochondrion; membrane
Source: RefSeq, a predicted model, not a curated record